CCUGUUUUCACGCGGAUAUUUUCGCAUGCCAGUAUCGGAUACUUAUGAACAUCUGCGCCGGUUUAUACCAUCUAACUUGAAGAGAAAAAGAAAGCAGUAAUGGAUCAGAAUCUAUUUGGUGGGGCUCCACGCUUCCUAACUCGACCCAAGGCCUUCUCGCUGUGUGUGGGACGAGACGCCUCCCUCAGUUGCACCAUUGUGGGAAACCCUGUACCUGCAGUAACCUGGGAGAAAGACAAACUGCGUCUUUCUGCCGGGGGACGCUUCAAAACAGUCGAUGAUGGUGACGUUUACCGACUUACCAUCUACGAUCUAACUCUAGAAGACAGCGGUCAGUACAUGUGUCGUGCCAAGAACAAUGUCGGAGAGGCAUAUGCAGCUGUGACCCUGAAGGUGGGAUUGCCGGAAACUGUGGUAGAUCGUGCUCCGGUGUUUACAGUGAAGCCUGUUUCCACCCGCGUGGGUCUAGGGGGUGAUGUUACCUUCUAUUGUCGUGUGGCAGCCCAUCCAGCACCUAACUUUGAAUGGGAAAAGGAUGGCCGCUACCUAGGUGAGACCAACCGCAUCAAGGUAACCUCCGAAAAUGACUCCAGCUCAUUGAGGAUCCAGAGCAUCAGGAGCUUGGACAGUGGUACCUACACCUGCCGUGUGCAGAACUCCAUGGGCCGCUCUCAGGCCGCUGCCACUCUGGCGGUGGACCCUCAAGAUACUCGUCUCCUGAAUGCGGACAAGAGCACAUCCCUCCUCUCGCAAAUGCAGAAGCGGAAAGAAGAGAUGCGGAAGGAUAUCUCUUUCUACCGCACCAUGGAAAGUUCCUCAACAUCAUCUUCCAAGAUCACAGAGGAACUGGAUCCGGAGCAGAGGGUUUCGGCCUUAGCCAGCAUGUUGCCCAAAGGUGUGUUUACCCGAACAUGCACCGUUACCGAAGGUAAACACGCAAAGCUUAGCUGUUUCGUCACAGGCCAUCCCAAACCUCAGAUCAUCUGGAGGAAGGAUGGGGGGAACAUCAGCGAGGGCCGCAGACAUGUUAUGUAUGAGGACCAGGCUGAGAAUUUCAUCCUCAAGGUGCUCUACUGCAAACAGAGCGAUAAUGGGCUGUACACCUGCAAUGCAUCCAACAUGGCUGGACAAACCUAUAGUGCUGUGCUCGUGAUUGUCAAAGAGCCAAAGAUUCCAUUCAAGAGAAAGCUGCAGGAUGUUGAGGUGAAGGAAAAGGAAACGGCAACACUGCAGUGUGAGGUACCAGUGUCGAAUACAAAGGCUAACUGGUUUAUGGAGGAGACCCGUCUGGAGGAAUGCAGCAAGUACCGCAUGGAUGUGGAGGGUACCCUGCGCCGCCUCACAAUUCACAAUGUCACCACCAACGAUGAUGCCGUCUAUAUCUGUGAGAUGAAGGAAGGCAGUCGCACCGUGGCCGAACUUACAGUGCUGGGCAAUAUCACUAAAAAGCUGCCGAGGAGGACAGUGGUGCCGGUUAGCGAUACCGUGAUCUUCUGUGUGGAGCUGGAGAAACCAGUAGAUGAUGCAUACUGGACCAGGAAUGGGGAGAAGCUGAAAGAGGACUCUCGAAUUAUUAUCGCCCGCAUUAACAGACAGUACACACUCACCAUUCGUGAAUGUACCGCGGAGGACUCUGGUGAGGUGGCCUUCAUCGCCCAUGACUGUAAGACCUCCACCCGCUUCUCUGUCACAGCACCGAGGAAACACCCUCCAGAUCCCCCAGUUGAACCAACGGUGCAGAACAAAACAGAUUCAUCGAUCACACUGUGCUGGUCUCCACCGGACAGUGAACGGCCUGUGCCCAUCACCGGCUACUUCUUGGAGCGCAGGAAGGUUGGAGCCCAAAGCUGGGUUAAAGUCACUAGCACGACUGUGACUAGGACUGAAUACACCUUCAGCGAAAUCACAGAGGAGGCGAGCUAUCAGUUCCGUAUCUCGGCGGUCAAUGAUUUCGGUCAGAGUGCCUACUUGGAGGUUCCUGGAACAUUUUAUCUUGAGCCCACAGCGUCAGUGAAGACAGGCCUGGUGAGCUGCAGUGCACAUGCAGGCGAAGAAGCCACCUUCACUGUGGAGCUCUCGAGUGUAUGUUCGGGCUCCUGGACCAUAAAUGACCGAAUGAUCCGCAGUGGAUCGGAGUAUCUGAUCACACGCUCAAAGACCACACACACACUGGUCAUCAGGGAGGUGUCCAUGGAGCUGAACGGGGCACAGGUCAAGUUUGUGGGUGGUGGAUCUCAGAGUGUUUGCACACUUACUGUGAAAGCUGCACUUUCACGUUUCACCAGUAAGUCUUCUCAGGUUGAAGUAUUUACUUUCAGCAUGCACUCCUCUGCUCAGAUGCACACAGAAGUGUCCGAUUCAAGUGUCCAGGUUGUUUGGAUGAAGAAUGGGAAGGAGCUGAGGAUGGGUAAAAAAUAUGAAGCCAAGAGUGUGGAGCGCAAACGCAUACUGACAGUCCACAACGUGGACCUUGAGGACGUGGGCAUUUAUGAAUGCAUGUGUGAUGGCGAUAAAAUGUCUGUCCAACUUGUACUUAAAGAAGAACCAACUAAGUUUGUUAACAAGCCAAGGACUCAGCCCCAGGAGAGUGGCGCUCUGGUGGGCGACGUGGUGUUGAGCUGUGAGGUUGCUUCUCCUGGAACCACUGUUGUGUGGAAGAAAGACCAGAUAGAAAUAACGGAGGACAAGAGGACAACUUUUAUGUCUCAAGGGACGCAAAGGAAGCUGGUCAUCAAGGGUGCCAAGCAGAGCGAUGAAGGACACUACUCGUGUGAGACGGCAGAGGACAAAAUGACAUUCCUGGUCAAGAUAAAAGAAACUCGGGCUGCUUUCUCCAACAAAGACUCUUAUCAGAAAGAGGUGAAGGUUUCAACUUCCCAGAGGGCCACACUGAGCUGUGAAGUUUCUGAUGCCAAAACUGAGGUGAAAUGGUUUAGGGAUGGCAAGCAGUUGAGCUCCAGUAAGACUGUCCACAUGGAGUCAAAGGGCAAGAGCCGUCAGCUGGUGCUGGAGAACGUGGAAAAGAAGGAUGCUGGGGAAUAUACCUGUGAAGUUGGGAAUGAGAAACUGCUCUUUAAGAUCCAGGUGACAGACAUUCAAGCCGCCUUCUCCAACAAAGACUCCUAUCAGAAGGAAGUGAGGGUUUCAGCAUCCCAAAAAGCCACACUGAGCUGUGAAGUUUCUGACCUCAAGACUGAGGUGAAAUGGUUCAAAGAUGGCAAGCAGUUGAGCUCCAGUAAGACUGUCCACAUGGAGUCAAAGGGCAAGAGCCGUCAGCUGGUGCUGGAGAACGUGGAGAAGAAGGAUGCUGGGGAAUAUACCUGUGAAGUUGGGAAUGAAAAGCUGGUCUUCACGAUUCGGGUGGAAGACAUUCAAGCCGCCUUCUCCAACAAGAACUCCUAUCAGAAGGAAGUUAAGGUUUCAGCAUCCCAAAAAGCCACACUGAGCUGUGAGGUUUCUGACCUCAAGACUGAGGUGAAAUGGUUUAAGGAUGGCAAGCAGUUGAGCUCCAGUAAGACUGUCCACAUGGAGUCAAAGGGCAAGAGCCGUCAGCUGGUGCUGGAGAACGUGGAGAAGAAGGAUGCUGGAGAAUAUACCUGUGAAGUUGGGAAUGAGAAACUGCUCUUUAAGAUUCAGGUAGAAGAUAUUCAAGCUGCCUUCACCAACAAGGACUCCUAUCAGAAGGAAGUUAAGGUUUCAUCAUCCCAAAAAGCCACACUGAGCUGUGAAGUUUCUGACCUCAAGACUGAGGUGAAAUGGUUCAAAGAUGGCAAGCAGUUGAACUCCAGUAAGACUGUCCACAUGGAGUCAAAGGGCAAGAGCCGUCAGCUAGUGCUGGAGAACGUGGAGAAAGAUGCUGGAGAAUAUACCUGUGAAGUUGGGAAUGAAAAGCUGGUCUUUAAGAUUCGGGUGGAAGACAUUCAAGCUGCCUUCUCCAACAAGGACUCCUAUCAGAAGGAAGUUAAGGUUUCAACAUCCCAAAAAGCCACACUGAGCUGUGAAGUUUCUGACCUCAAGACUGAGGUGAAAUGGUUCAAGGAUGGCAAGCAGUUGAGCUCCAGUAAGACUGUCCACAUGGAGUCAAAGGGCAAGAGCCGUCAGCUGGUGCUGGAAAACGUGGAAAAGAAGGACGUUGGGGAAUAUACCUGUGAAGUUGGGAAUGAGAAACUGCUCUUUAAGAUUCAGGUGACAGAUACCACAAUUACAAUACAGUAAGUCAACAAAGAUUAAGAAAAACAACUUAAAAUAUAACAAAGGGGUUUGAUACAGUAUGCCUUGCAUCUGGUAAAAAAAACAUGCCACAAUAUUUCAUUAAUGUGUCUUUAUAGAUACAAUUAUUUAUGUACUUUUCUUUCUUUAAGAAGUAGUACACUUAUAGGUAGAAAAAAUGUGUUGCAUGCUUCAGUCUGCAAUGUAAUUUUUUUUUGUGUGUGUGUGUGUUUGUGUGGAAAGAUUUCUCUGAUAUUGUCUAAUGCCCAUCCAGACAUUCAAGCCGCCUUCUCCAACAAAGACUCCUAUCAGAAGGAAGUGAGGGUUUCAGCGUCCCAAAAAGCCACACUGAGCUGUGAAGUUUCUGACCUCAAGACUGAGGUGAAAUGGUUCAAGGAUGGCAAGCAGUUGAGCUCCAGUAAGACUGUCCACAUGGAGUCAAAGGUCAAGAGCCGUCAGCUGGUGCUGGAGAACGUGGAGAAGAAGGAUGCUGGAGAAUAUACCUGUGAAGUCGGGAAUGAAAAACUCUCUUUUAAAAUUCAGGUGACAGACAUUCAAGCUGCCUUCAUCAACAAGGACUCCUAUCAGAAGGAAGUCAAAAUAGCUGCUUCCCAAAAAGCCACACUGAGCUGUGAGGUUUCUGACCUCACGACUGAGGUGAAAUGGUUUAAGGAUGGCAAGCAGUUGAGCUCCAGUAAGACUGUUCACAUGGAGUCAAAGGGCAAGAGCCGUCAGCUGGUGCUGGAGAACGUGGAGAAGAAAGAUGCUGGAGAAUAUACCUGUGAAGUUGGGAACGAGAAACUGCACUUUAAGAUUCAGGUGACAGAGCUCAAAACUGCCUUCACCAACAAAGACACUUAUCAGAAGGAAGUUAAGGUUUCAGCAUCCCAAAAAGCCACACUGAGCUGUGAAGUUUCUGACCUCAAGACUGAGGUAAAAUGGUUCAAAGAUGGCAAGCAGUUGAGCUCCAAUAAGACUGUCCACAUGGAGUCAAAGGGCAAGAGCCGUCAGCUGGUGCUGGAGAACGUGGAGAAGAAGGAUGCUGGAGAAUAUACCUGUGAAGUUGGGAAUGAGAAACUGCACUUUAAGAUUCAGGUAGAAGACUUUCAAGCUGCCUUCACCAACAAGGACUCCUAUCAGAAGGAAGUUAAGGUUUCAGCAUCCCAAAAAGCCACACUGAGCUGUGAAGUUUCUGACCUCAAGACCGAGGUAAAAUGGUUCAAAGAUGGCAAGCAGUUGAGCUCCAAUAAGACUGUCCACAUGGAGUCAAAGGGCAAGAGCCGUCAGCUGGUGCUGGAGAACGUCGAGAAGAAGGACGUUGGAGAAUAUACCUGUGAAGUUGGGAAUGAGAAACUGCUCUUUAAGAUUCAGGUGGAAGAUGUCACUACCAAAUUCCAGAAGACAUCCGUGACAAAAGAAACUGUGAUGGUCGAGUCAACAGAGAAGGUUGUUUUAAAAACCGAGGUGAUGUCAGAGAGUUGUAGUGUUAAGUGGUUCAGGGAUGGAGUGGAACUAAAAGAUGGAUCAAAGUAUGAGAUGAAACAGGAAGGUCGCUCACGUGUCCUAAUUGUUAAGUCCUCUGAAUCCAAAGACAAUGGCAUUUAUUCCUGCCAGACUGCUGAUGACAAGGUGGAGUUCAAGGUUCAGGUCAAAGAGGCACCUUUAAAAUUUGUGGUGCCAUUGCAACCGGUAUCUGCAGCACUAGAAAGCACUAUGACCCUUUCCUGCACCCUCAACAAAGCCACCGGUAACGUCCUCUGGAAGCAUAACGGCAAAGAAAUCAAACCUGGCGGCAGAUUCAGCAUCCGUACUGAUAGCACCAACUGCACCUUGAUUGUGUCUGAUGUGGCUCAGGAGGAUGAAGGGGAGUAUAGCUGCGAAUGCAAAGAUGACAAAACCACCACUAAAGUCACCACUAAAGCCCCACGUCUGGUGAGGUUCACUACCAAGCUGAACAACGUUGUUGCAAAUGAAGGCAAAGAUGCCAUCUUCAAAUGCUCUAUCACACCAGCCGAUGUGAGUGUCAGAUGGCUGCAUAAUGGUGUUCCUAUAACAGCUAGUCCCAAAUUUAAGCUAGCUUUUGGAGGAAGCACCUUCUCCCUCACUAUCAUAGCUGUCACUCAGGAGGACGCAGGAGAGAUCAGUAUCGAUGCCGAUGGGAAAGUGUGCAAGGCCACACUCCAAGUACAAGAGCUUCCUGUCACAUUUAAGAAGAAGCUUGUAGAUGUGACUGUGCAGGAGCAGGACACAGUUCGGUUGGAAGUGGAGCUAAGUAAACCCUCAACAGAUGUGAAGUGGAUGAAGAAUGGUGUGGUUCUACAGCAAGGAGGAAAUCUGGAGAUUCAUGUGGAGGGUGUCAAGCAGACUUUGGUCCUCAAGAGCGUGAUAUAUGCUGACAGAGGACAUUACUCAUGUGAAACCCUAGAUGACAAGACCCUGGCAAAACUGACAGUAGAAAUUAAGAAGAUUCAGGUAGUAAAAGGCCUGAAAGAGGUGAAAGUACAAGAAAAAGAGACCAUCACUAUGGAGGUGGAACUUAGCAAGGCUGAUGUAGAAGGAACCUGGAGCAAAGAUGGAACGAAACUGAAGGCAGGACCCAAUAUCAUCAUUACAGCAUUGGGCAACAAGCACAGCCUGACUAUGUCCCAGCUGAAGAUAAGUGAUGGUGGAUCUAUUACCUUUCAAGCUGAGGAUGUUCAUACGUCUGGAAAACUAAUUGUUACAGAGCCAGCUGCGAAGAUCCUCAAACCCCUACGGGAUAUCGUUUCUCCUGAAAAGGAGAAAGCCACAUUUGAAUGUGAAGUAUCAAGAGCAAAUGCUGAUGUCAAGUGGUUUAAGGAUGAUGAGGAACUAAAGCCAGGAAAGAAAUUUGGCAUUCAAUCCCAGGCCAACAAGCGCACCCUCCUCAUCCACAAGUGUGCGUAUGAGGACCAGGGCCAGUAUAUGUGUAGAACAACAGAUGACAAUACUUCAGCAAAGCUCACGGUUCAUGCCCGAGAUAUUAAAAUAGUAAAGCCGCUGCAGGACACCGAGGUGACCGAGAAGGAGAGCGCGACAUUUGUUUGUGAGGUCUCUCACGAUGAAGUAGAGGCUCAGUGGCACAAAGGGGAUGCCAAGCUCAAAGCCGGAGACAACAUCAAGAUGAGGCAGGAGGGAAGAACAUACGUACUACUUUUCAAAUCUGUAAAGGCUGAGGAUGCUGGUGAAAUCAAGUUCACAGCUGAGAAGGCCUCUUCAACCGCUAAACUAAAGGUUAAAGAACUGCCUGUCAGAUUUGUGAAGAAACUGAGAGACAAAAUCGCCAUGUUCAAACACCACGCAUACUUAGAGUGUCAGGUGUCACGGGCCAGUGCUAAAGUCACAUGGUACAAGAACAAGUCGGAGCUCAAACCCAGCGAGAAGCACGAGAUCACUAGUGAGGACAUCUACAGGAAGCUCACCAUCAUCGACGUGGACUCGGAUGAUGAGGACACGUACAUGUGUGACGCCAUUGAUGAUAAGACUUCAUGUCAACUACUAGUAGAGGAGCAGGCUAUCAGCAUAGUACGGGAGCUGAGUUCUGUGGAGGUGACUGAGCCAUUUGCCGCCCACUUUGAAGUGGAAGUCAGCGUGGAGACAGUCAAACCAGUGAAGUGGAUGCUGAAUGGGGAACAGCUGAAGGAGAGCACAGAUAUCGAGAUGGAGAAGGAGGGAACCAUGCACCACCUCACUUUUAAGAAGACCAAGGCCUCCAUGUCAGGCCAAGUACAGUUCACAGCCGGAAAGAGCAAAUCAACAGCUGAGCUCAAAGUGAAAGAGCGUCCCAUUGAAGUUCUUGAGCCUCUCAAGGAUGUGUCAGCCAAGGAGAAGACUUCCACCACACUGUGCUGCAAGUUCUCUGCCCCGCCAAAAGAAGUGCAGUGGUUUAAGGGUCAAACUGCUUUGGAGGCUUCUAGCAAGUACAGCAUGAAGCAAAAGGACGCCAAUGUGCAGCUGAUUAUACAAGCUUUGAGUGCAGAGGACUCUGGAGAGUAUCGCUGUCAGGUCGGGGUCUGUGAGAGCAAAGCCGUUCUCAAAGUAGAAGUGCGUAAAAUCCAGAUCACCAAACAUCUGACAGAUGUUGAGGUGGAUGAAGACGGUGAUGCUGUGUUCACCUGUGAGGUCAACUAUUCUGAUGAAGAAGUCCAAUGGACGCUCAAUGACAAGCUGCUGUUCAACAAUGAGGUCAAUACCAUCACCCAUGUGGAUAAGACCCAUACACUUUCUCUCAAGAACCUAGCACCUGAGGAUGGUGGGAAGGUGUCAUUCAGCGUAAGGGAUGUAAAAGAAACAGUAUGCCUGAAGGUCAAAGAAAAGAAAGCUGUAUUCCUGAAGUUGCUAGAUGAUGUAGUUGCAGAGGAGAAGGGAACGGUGACCCUUAAGUGUGAAGCCUCAAAGCCCAGAGUGGCCCCUGUGUGGUGCAAAGAUGGUACAGUCUUGUCUGCAGGCAAAAAAUACGAGCUCCUCCAUGAUGGUAAGUCCCUGGGACUGACUAUCCACGACGUCAUGCAAGCUGACGCAGGGGAGUACAGCUGUGAUCUUGGCACGGACCUCUCCAAGUCCAAGGUCACUGUUAGAGAUAUCCACAUCGGGAUCACCAAGCGUCUUAAGUCGUUAGAGGCCAAAGCAGGUGAAAACUGCACAUUUGAGUGUAUCUUGUCCCGGGAAAGCUCAGAGCAGUGCUCCUGGAGCUUAAAAGGCCAACCUGUCACUGAUGGAGGCCGUUUCCAGAUAAGCAGCAAAGGGCGCAAGUAUACCUUAACAAUUAAAUCAGUCUCAGCUUCUGAUUCUGGUGAGGUGGUCUUCACUCUCAAAGAUUUGAGCUCAAAGGCAACACUUUCUGUUGAGGGUGAAGUUCCUACCAUAUCUAAAGAGCUUCAGGGUGUUAGUGCCAAAAUUGGUGAAGAUGCGGUAUUCUCCUGUGAGGUUUCUCAAUGUGGCCUGGAAGUGAAGUGGUCCAAGGAUGGAAAGUCUAUCAGAAAGAGCCAAAAAUAUGAAAUCAGUCAGGAGCAGACGCUCAUAAAGUUGACUAUCCACAACGUCACUGACAAAGACUCUGGAGAGUACAGCUGCGAGGUCACCGGUGGUCCAACCUCCAAGGCUAAACUGGAGAUCAAAGAACUGGCCAACAAAUUCAUUUGUGAGCUAAAGGAUGCCACGGCAGAAGAGAAUAGUACUGUCUUAUUUGAAUGUGAAACCGUCCACCCUGCCUCUAAAGUCACCUGGCUGAAAGGAACAAAGGAGAUCAAGGCUGGAGGAAGGUAUGAGCUGAUGCAGAAGGGAACCGUCCUCAUUCUCAACAUAAAGGAUCUAGAGAAGAGUGACAGCGAGGUAUACACCUGUGACAUUGGCUCUACAAAGAGUACAGCCAAACUGACAGUGAAAGUGGUGCCUGCCAGGUUCAAGGGGCAGAUGAAGAACCAGCAGGUUACCGAAGGCGGGAAAGUUUUACUUUCCUGCGAGCUCUCAAAACCUGGCUGUCAAGUGCAAUGGAAGAAGGGAACUGAAAAUGUGAAACAUGGGGGAAGAUAUCAGAUAACGCAGAGGGACACUAUGUUUGAGCUACAGAUUUCAGAAGUAGUUACUGAGGACAGUGGAGAAUAUUCAUGUGAAUGUGGAAACGAGAAAACAACAGCAAGUGUUGUUGUCAGUGCAUUACCGGCGGUCUUCAAACGUGAGCUACAAAGCCAAGAGGGUGAAGAAGGAGACAGUGUUACUCUUCACUGUGAACUCUCAAAAUCUGGGGUCCCAGUUGUUUGGAAGAAAGGAACGCAGGUACUCCAUUCUGGGGAAAAGUACCUUAUAAAGCAAGAUUCAGCUACUUUUGAGUUGAAGAUUGCUGACCUCAAACCUGAAGAUGCUGGACAAUACACAUGUUUGUGUGGGGACAAAAAGACUACGGCAAACAUUAAGAUCAAGGCUUUACCCCUGAUCUUCAAACGAGAACUACAAAACCAGGAGUGUCAAGAAAUGGACAGUGUUACUCUUCAAUGUGAGCUUUCCAAACAAGGAGUUCCUGUGGUUUGGAGGAAAGGAACACAGGUGAUCCAUUCUGGAGAGAAAUACCACAUCAAGCAAGUCGGGUCUACUUUCGAGCUGAAGAUCACUGAUGUCAAACCUGAAGAUGCUGGAGUCUAUAGUUGUAAUUGUGGGAUUAACAAGACCUCAUCUACCGUUACCGUCAAUGCAUUACCAGUGAUCUUCACACAUGAGCUUCAGAACCAAGAGUGUGAUGAAGGAGGCAGUGCUACUCUGUCUUGCGAGCUUUCCAAACCUGGCAUCUCUGUGCAGUGGAAAAAAGGAAGCCAUAUUAUCCAGUCUGGAGGAAAGUACAUCAUCAGGCAGUUUGCCUCAAAGGUGGAGCUGAAGAUCACUGAUCUCAAAUGUGAAGAUGAGGGAGACUACACAUGUGUGUGUGGUGAUAAGACAACCACAGCCAAUAUGAAGAUCAAGGCUCGCCCAGUUCAGUUUACACAAGAACUCUUAAACCAAGCAUGUGAUGAAGAUGACAGUGUUACUCUGCACUGUGAACUCUCAAAAACUGGAGUUCCUGUGGUUUGGAGGAAAGGAACACAGGUGAUCCAUUCUGGAGGGAAGUACCUCAUCAAACAAGUUGGGGCUACUGUUGAGUUGAAGAUCAUUGAUGUUAAACCCGAAGAUGCUGGAGUCUAUGCAUGUGAUUGCGGAGACAACAUCACCACCGCUAGCAUCAAAGUCAAUGCAUUACCAGUGGUCUUCAAAGAUGAGCUACAGAAUCAAGAGAUUCAAGAGAAGGACAGUGUUACUUUGCACUGUAAACUCUCAAAACCUGGAGUUCCUGUGGUUUGGAGGAAAGGAACUCAAGUGAUCCACUCUGGAGGAAAGUAUCUCAUCAAACAAGUUGGUUCUACUGUUGAACUGAAGAUCACUGAUGUCAAACCUGAAGAUUCUGGAAACUAUGUUUGUGAUUGCGGAGACAGCAUGACAACUGCCAACAUCAAGGUUAACGCUCUUCCAGCCAUCUUCACAAAAGAGAUGCAGAACCAGACAGCCAUUGAAGGAGAGAGCAUCAUCUUCCAAUGUGAGCUCUCCAAACCUGCAGUUCCUGUGGUUUGGAGGAAAGGAACACAGGUGAUCCACUCUGGAGGAAAGUAUCUCAUCAAACAAGUUGGGGCUACUGUUGAGCUGAAGAUCACUGAUGUCAAACCUGAAGAUACUGGCGACUAUGCCUGUGAUUGUGGAGACAGCAUUACGACUGCCAAUGUCAAGGUUAACGCACUUCCAGCCAUCUUCACACAAGGACUGAAGAACCAGACAGCUGUUGAGGGAGAGAGCAUCCGCUUCCAGUGUGAACUCUCCAAAGCAGACAUUCCAGUUGAGUGGCGAAGGGGUGAAAUUGGUCUAUGCCCCUGUGCUAAAUACGAAUUCAAGCAAGAUGGUCACCAUGCACAACUUGUCAUAAAUGACCUUGAACCUGAGGACUCUGGUGACUAUAUUUGUGAUACCGGAGAUCGCCAAAGCACUGCAUAUUUGGAAGUCAAGGCACUGCCAGUUCUUAUCAAGUCAUCACUGAAAGAUUUGGAAACCGAGGCUGGGGAAAAUGCAGUGUUUCGAUGCGAACUUGGGAAACCUGGAGCCAAAGUCAUCUGGAGGAAAGACAAGAGUGUAAUAGAAGCAAGCCACAAAUGUCAGCUGAAGCAAGAUGGAGCUUUUGCUGAGCUUAUUAUUUACAAGCUACAGGGAGGAGACUCUGGAGAAUACUCGUGUGAGACAGAACAUGAUCGGACAUCUGCCAAACUCACCGUGAAGGAACCUGAAAUCACAAUCUUAACUGGCUUGAAGAGCUGCAUUGUUAAUGAAGGCGAGGACGUUCAUUUUGAAUGCCUUGUCUCUCAUGAUAAUGCACUCAUUGUUCAGUGGACACUGCAAGACGUCCCACUACAGAACAAUGAGAUGAAUGAAAUCCGAAUGGACGGCAAAAGGCACACACUCACACUAAGAAGUGUCACCCAGAAAGACUCUGGCACAGUAUCCUUCCAUGUGGGUGCCCACACUUCUUUUGCUUGUCUUACAGUCAGAGAAAUCCCCGUGCUAUCAUUUUCGAAGGAGUUGACGAGCCAGGAAGUCACAGAGGGCGGCAGUGCCUCAUUAUGCUGCGAAACCUCUAUCCCUGGUGCCAAUGUGACCUGGAAGAAGGGCACUCAGUUCCUAUCUGAUGGAAAGAAAUAUUCCAUGAAGAGGGAUGGCACAAUCCAAACCUUGGAGAUCCUUAAGCUAUCAGUGGAAGAUGGUGGCGAGUACACAUGCGAAGCAGGAGACAAACGAACCAAAGCUACAUUAACUGUCAAAGAAUGUGUUAAAAUCACGCGAGAAUUAAAGGAUGUGACUGUGAUAACGGGCGAGGAUGCUAACUUCAAGUGUGAGGUGUCCCAAACAGGGGUUACGAAUGUUGAGUGGUGGCUCAGCUCCAACCACCUUCAAAACAAUGACUUAAAUCAAAUCAGCACCCAAGGAAGGGAACACAGCCUAGUGCUGAAAAUGGUCACACCCGAUGAUUCAGGUGAUGUAGCCUUUGUGGUUGGCCCUGAGAAGAGUGUUGCCUACUUGAUGGUGCAGGAGAAACCCAAAGUCGUAUUCUUAGAGAAGCCUCUGGACUUGACUGCCAAAGAGGGUCAAACAGUCACACUGUCCUGCAUGACUUCCGACCCUGAGGCCUCUGUCACCUGGUACAAAGAGCAGGAGAUGAUAAAGGCAGGGGGCAGGUAUCUGCUCUACAAGGAUAGAGCCGUCCAUCAGCUUCGCAUCCUUAGGGUGGAGGAAGGGGAUGCAGGGGUGUAUACAUCCAAAACCAAAGAUGCAGAAAGCUGCGCCACCCUUACUGUAAAAGGUCAACCUGCAUACUUCCAGAAGGAGUUAGAGAACCAGAAUGCAAUAGAGGGAGAUAGUAUCACAUUGCGCUGUGAACUUUCUAAACUAGUUAAAAGUGUAGAAUGGAGAAAGGGUGGAGUGGUGCUCCAACCCAGUAAGAAGUUUGAGAUGAAACAGGAAGGAUGUGUGCUGGAGCUCCAUGUCCAUGAUCUGGAACCAGAGGACAAUGGCUACUACACUUGUGAUGCUGGAGACCAGUUGACCACAGCAUCAGUCACAGUGCAAGAGGUUGAGGUCCUCAUAGUGUCGGGUAUAAAGAAUACAGAUGUGUUUGUGGGCGAACAGGCAAUUUUCUCCUGCCAGCUCUCUCGCCAUGCCAAAGGCAGAGUUCAGUGGUGGCUAGAUGGCACACGUUUGGAGAACAGUACCUUCAGUGAAAUAAGUGUGGGUGAAGACCAUGUCCACACUCUCACCCUAAGGAACCUUUCUCCCAAUGAUUCGGGUACAGUCCUGUUCAAAACAGGUGGCCUGUCAUCCUCCGCCAAACUGUUAGUGAAAGAUCCCAAUGUGGAGGUGGUCAGUGCAAUGGAGGACCAACACAUAGCAGAGAACCAGCCUGCAGAGUUCAUCUGUCAGUAUUCCCGGCCAGUCAAGGCCAUAUGGAAGCGAAACGGCAUACCUGUGCAAGCAGACGGUCGCAGGGUAAUAGUGGAACAGGACUGGACUGUUGCAAGGUUGUACAUUAGCUGUGUGGAGCCUCAGGAUGGGGGGAUGUACUCCUGUGAGGCAGAAGGAACCUCUGUUGUGGCACAUCUCAGGGUGCAAGCUAAACCCAUUGACAUUCUCCAAGAGCUGAGUAACAUGGAAACCAUUAGUGGUGGGGAAGCACUUUUUGAAUGUGCCUUGUCACGUCCUGAAACCAAAGACUGCCGGUGGUUAGUCGAUGGCAAGCCUGUAAAGGAGUCGGCAAAGGUAGAGAUCGUUUCCUUUGAGAGUGGCCGACGCCAUCUUCUGCUCUUAAAGGACUUGCAUCCUUGUGAAAACACAAAGGUUACAUUCCAAGCUGGAACUUCAUCAACUACUGCUCUUCUCUCUGUCAAAGCUUGGCAACUGGAGGUGGUCAAGCCUUUGGAAGAUAAGACCGCCAUUGCAGGAGAACCAGUUGAGUUCACUUGUGCUUUGAAUGAAGCUGUGCCUGAGAGUGAAGUGACUUGGUAUGCAAAUGGGGUUGAGCUUCAACGUAAUGACCAAUGGGCCAUGAGAGCCAGUGGCUCUUCCUACAGCCUCAUUUUGAAGAAAGCCCAGGCUCAACCCACACAGGAAAUCACAUUUGCAGCGAGGGAUGCAUUAUCCAUGGCCAAACUCACCACAAUUGCUGUGCCUGAUCCCCCUGAAGAUCCAGAGCUGGUGAGUAAAGGCCCAACGUUUGUUACCUUGUCUUGGUUCACCCCUCUCAAUGAUGGAGGAAGCCCAAUCAUUGGUUACCGGGUGGAAAUGCGUCUAGUGGACAGUGUCCUCUGGCUGCCCUGCCACACAGAACCAGUGUGCAAUACUGAAUUUCUAGUUGAAAACCUCAUACCGGGGGCAGGUUACCGAUUCAGAGUGGCAGCCAUUAACCGUGCUGGCAUUGGAGAGCCUGUCCAGCUGCCUCAAACUGUGACACUUGAUGCACCAGUGACCAUGACCAAAAUGUUAACCAGCUCUAAGCUCCAAAAAGGAAAGAUGGUUCAAUUGGAGUGUGAACUUUCUGCAGAAAGUAAAUCAGUCACAUGGCACAAGGACAACAGAGAGAUAGAGGUUGGGGCCAAGUACCAAGUGGUAGAAGAGGGCAAGAGCCAAGUUUUGCUCAUUAAGGAUUUCCAGCCUACAGACCAGGGUGUCUAUUGUUGUGUUGCCUCAAAUGAGGCAAAGACUUCAAUCAACCUCAACCUUGAAGGAGAUGGUACAACACUUUGUCAGGAUGCAGGCAGCCAGCCCAAACUGCCUCCUGAAGCUGCUUCUGAGGGAGACCUACAUGCUUUGUGGGAGGCAGUGGCCAAGAAGAGGAGAAUGAGUCGGGAACCCACAUUAGAUUCAAUUUCAGAAUUACCAGAAGAAGAUGGUAAAGAAAAGGCACAAAGCAAAGAAGAAAAAGUUAUUGAAAAAGAAGCGAAAGAGAAAGAGAGACCUGUUGAGCCAGCUCCCAAAAUCACAGCAGAGCCUAAUCUCUAUACCAGUUCUGAUGAGGAAUCUCUCAGUGGGACAACAAGCUUGGUGUCUUACCUGCAGAAAAGCAGCAAUUCCUCGAUGACAGUGGAAAGUCACACUGAGACCACUGCCUCCAAGAAACUGUAUGAGCACUUCCAGAUGACUGAGCAAUCUGUUACAAAGACCUCUGUGGAGCCCCUCAUGGAAGCUCAGAAAGGGGACGAGUUGCUAGAUGCUGCUGUCAAGAUUCAGGCAGCCUUCAAAGGUUAUAAAGCCAGAAAGGACAUGCGACCAGUCUUCAAAGAAGUAUUCAAAGAGCAGACUAAGGAGCCCAAUGGGACAAUUCAUCUCGAGUGCAUUGUGGAGGGUAAGCCAGAUAAAGUUCGCUGGCUAAAGGAUGGUGAACCCUUAGUAGACGGCAAGCACCACCAUAUUGAUAUCUAUAAUGAUGGUACCUGCUCUCUAGUAGUGACAGCUGCCACAACCAAAGACACAGGUGUAUAUACUUGUGAAGUCACCAAUAAAUUUGGCAUUUCCACCCAUAGUGGUAAAGUCACCAUAGGGUCAAUGCGGGAAUCUUCUGGGCGACGACCCCUCACUCUAGGCUACAGUGCAGACAGUGAAGCUGAGAGCUCCUCGGGGAGUGAGAUGGAUGAGACUUUACGUCAGGCAAGUAAGCGAUUGCGGCGUCUUCUUCGCACUCGCCUUCCUCCGGAUGUGGAGGAGGAACCUUUUUUGAGUGCGGAUGAAGGAGAUUUACCGCCACCGGAUCUACAGUCUUACCGGGAAGACGAUCAGUACAUCUACAUCCGCUUUGAUAACCGUGCAGAAGCUCAAGUGGCUUCCCAGCGCUUCCAGGAAAUGUUUACUUAUCAAGGAGUGCCCAUCGAAACGAUCGUCAUACCAGCAGCAGGUUCUAAGGUAGAGCUGCGUAUCACAAAGAUGGGCCUCUCCCAAGAUGGCUCCCAAACCCCAACUCAGGACCGACCGAUGCCUUCUUUCAUGACAGGAACCCCUGCGGCCCCCGUCUUCCUGACGGAGCUUCGUAGCCAGGAUGUUCCUGAUGGAUUUCCAGUCAGUUUUGACUGUGUAAUUGCUGGCAAACACCCUCACACUGUGCGAUGGUUCAAGGAUGGAAAGCUGUUGGAGGAAAACGACCACUACAUGAUCAAUGAAGACCAGGAAGGUCGUCACCAGCUGAUCAUCACAGCUGUGCUUCCCACAGAUAUGGGCGUAUAUCGAUGCAUGGCUGAAAAUGACAGUGGCAUCGCCUCCAGCAAGGCUGAGCUGAGAGUGGACAUGUCUUGCAGCUCAGACUAUGACACAGCAGCUGAUGCCACAGAGACGUCUUCCUAUGUCAGUGCUAAAGGCUAUGUGUCUAGCUCGGAGCACAGGGACACAGAGGCUUUUGAGUCUGUGGCAGAGGAUGAGCAGCUUCCUCAGGUUUUGGAUGAGUUGCACGAUUUAUUCCUCAGUCCUGGAGCACCCAUUGCCAAAAUGAGUGUUAAGGUCAAAGGAUUUCCCUCACCAAGAGUUUACUGGUUCAAAGAUGGCACCCCACUUCAAGCCUCCAGCAGAAUUAUAUUGUCAACCGUGCGAGAUCAGCACAGUCUUGAGGUUUUGGAUGUUAAGCGGGAGGACACCGGAGAAUACUCCGCAUACAUUAGCAAUAUAGCUGGAUCUGCCUACUCUUCAGCACGACUGAAUGUACUGGCUCCUGGAGAGCGCCCGGCACCUGAACAGGGACGAAUGAGAGAUCCAAAGGUGCCACUUGUGCCACCACGCUUUCUGGAGAGGUUCAGCAACAAGAAGGUGAAACAGGGAGCAAGUAUAACGCUGUCAGUCAAAGUGGAAGGUUCCCCAACCCCAUCUGUGAACUGGUUAAAGGAAGUGUCAGAUAAGGAUGUUUUGUGGAUCAAGGCAGACACACCAGGUUACAAGGUGGCCAGCUCUGGCCGUCAGCAUAGUCUAAUCCUUAUGGAAGUGGAAAAAAAUCAUGGUGGCAUGUACACUUGCAUUGCCACCAACCGUGCUGGACAGUCGGUUAACACAGCCCGGCUGGAUGUGGAGACAGCACCAGAGCAAAAGAGCAAAGUGGGGCCACAGGUUCUGGGAAUUACUAUUAGCCCACCGGAGGAAGUGGCCAAAGGAGAGAUCAAACUACCUUACAUGGGUGAAGUGGGUACAGAGGAAUUCUUACAAAAACUCACAACCCAAAUCACAGAAAUGGUAUCAGCCAAGUUCACCCAAGACAGCUUACAGAACCAUCAAGUGCUCCAGUGGAUGAAAUCUUGGCCCAAAGUAACCACUUCAUUACGUGUCCCAGGAGCUGACAGUGAUGAUGAAACAAAAACACCAUCACCAUCUCCUCAUCACGGCCGAUCACGCCCUGCAUCUCUCAUCGCAGACUCAUCAUCUGAAUCGGAUGAAGGAGAUGCCAGGGGAGAGAUGUUUGAUAUCUACGUGGUGACAGCUGAUUACAAUCCCACGGGUGUCAGUAAAGAUACCAUCGCUCUGAAAGAGGGCCAGUAUGUGGAGGUUUUGGACUCUGCCCACCCACUUAAAUGGCUGGUCCGUACCAAGCCUACCAAAUCCAACCCGUCUCGCCAGGGAUGGGUCUCACCUGCGUAUCUUGACAAAAGACUGAAGCUGUCUGCAGAUGUAGCGGACCUCCCGGAGACCACCAGAGAGGAAGUCACCGAGACCGAGUACAAGAAGAAACUCUGUCAACUUGUUCAGGAGCUGAUCAACACAGAGAAUGAGUUUCUGAAAGAGAUUGAGUUUUUCACAUCACACCAUCUGAAGCGCGUGGAUGAGGAGAGCACACCACCUGAUAUCGCCAGCCAGAAGGAAACCAUCUUCCGUAAUAUCAGUGAUUUAAAAUCCUUCCACAGCAGCUCUUUGCUGCCCGGUCUGCGUGAUUGUGAGACUGAUGAUGACAUUGCCAUGCAUUUCUUAAAAAACUCUGAAGGUUUUGAGAAAUAUCUACAGUACCUCAUUGGACAGUCACAGGCUGAGUCCGCAAUCAGUGAGAAAGAAGUGCACCAAUAUUUCAAGGAUUAUACAGUCUCAGAGUUGGCAAAUGUCGACCCCUCAGAGUGUCCAGUGCUCAGUAUCAAUGCUUAUCUUCAGAGACCACCAGAGAGAAUACUAAAGUACAGGGCUUUACUGAAGGAAUUGAUCCGGAACAAAGCAAAGAACGGUCAGAACUGCUGUUUGUUGGAGCAAGCCUUUGCAAUGGUGUCAUCCCUCUCCCAGCGCUCAGAGAACACACACCAUGUAUCUCUCAUAGAGAACUACCCGGCCAAUCUGGAGGCGUUGGGAGAACCUAUCAGACAGGGGCCUUUCACUGUUUGGGAAGGAGCUCCUGGAGUUCGAUCAUCUUCCAGAGGUCACCACCGCCAUGUUUUCCUCUUCAAAAACCAUGUGGUCAUCUGCAAGCAGAAGAGAGACACAAAUAUGGACACCCAAACAUAUGUGUUUAAGAAUAUGAUGAAGCUCACAAACGUUGAUGUGAACGACACUGUGGAGGGUGAUGAGAGAGCAUUUGAGAUCUGGCAUGAGCGUGAGGACUCUGUGAGAAAAUACACUCUGCAGGCACGGACUGUCAUCAUCAAGAACUCGUGGCUCCGUGACCUCCGUGACCUUCAGCAGCGGUUCAGCAUGCCAGCGUGGAGCCUUCCAGAUUUCGACUCAGUGUUGACAGACUUAACAGCAGAGCUUGGACAGACAGUAAAGCUCGCCUGCAAGGUCACUGGUGCCCCGAAACCACAGGUCACCUGGUACAAAGACGGGCGAGCUGUGGAAGCGGAUCCUCAUCACAUCAUCAUUGAGGACCCGGACGGCUCGUGCACACUCAUAUUGGACAACAUGACGGCAGACGACUCUGGCCAGUACAUGUGCUUCGCCACCAGCUCUGCGGGCAACGCCAGCACACUAGGCAAAAUCACAGUGCAGGUACCUCCACGUUUUGUGAAUAAGAUCAGGAACGCCACACUCUUUCCAGGAGAAGAUGCUCAGUUCACCUGCACCAUUCAGAGUGCACCAAGUCCAAAGAUAAGAUGGUUUAAGGAUGGUAAACUACUGACAGACCAGGAGAAGUUUCAGACAUACACUGAAUCACGCAGUGGAGUGUUGGUUCUUGUUAUCAAGAACCCUGGAGAAAGAGACCUCGGACACUAUGAAUGUGAGCUGUCGAACCGUCUGGGCAGUGCCAGGUGUGCGGCACAGCUGAUCACUCCUGCUGUGGCAAAGGCUGGAGAACGUAGAGCAGAUCAGGCCAUCACUAUAGAAGUAACGGAACAAGAGACGAAAAUACCGAAGAAAACCAUAAUUAUCGAGGAGACCAUCACCACAGUGGUGAAGAACACUCGUAUGAAACGCCAUGCGUCCCCAAGACCAUCACCCAUGGGAGCUUACCGCUCAGAGACGUCCACUCCCGAACCGCCCAGACACAGACGAACCCCGGCCAGGAAGACCGUCCCGACACUGUACGUCCAAGAUCCAGAGGGUGCCACGGCCAGGAACCCGAGAUGGGUGGAAGUCGAGGAAAUAAUCGAGUAUAAAGUGAACAAAUCACCCAAGUUACCAAGGAGAAGGGGCGUUUCCCCCGGCAAGUUGUCACCACCUGGAAAUCCAAACACUAAUAACUCCAACAACAAGUUAGUAGAGGGUGCCGAAAUGCUUCUACAAGCAUCUUCUGGUACGGAUGAAGAGGAAACUGUGUCUGAGGUUGACAAUGUGACGAUCUACCCAAGCGUUACAGCAGAUAUUAGUGACCCGUGUGUCUUGGUCGACUCUGAUGAAGACGAGGAGGGAACUAUCGUCCUGGAGCCCGAAGACGACCAACUUGGUGCGCGAGACUGCAAAACACUGACUGAUGGGAAUCGGGUUCUUACUCUUGAAGACCUCGAGGACUACGUCCCUCAAGAAGGCGAGACUUUCGGCAGCCGUCCAGACCAUCACGUCCCUGUUGAGAAGCCGAGUGAGAUCUCGGUGUUGCAGAGAGAAAUAAACGAGUCGGUCAUCGGAAAACCCAUUCUGCUGCACGUGGGGCGUCCAGUGGCGUCCGCAAAGCCUCGCGUGGGUUUCUUCGGAUCCUUCAAGGAACAUAUUUCCAGCAUGUUUACUCCAGGUUCAUCCGUGAGCAGCAGGCGAGAGAAGACCAUCCCUAUUCAUGUGACUGAAGAACCAGGCCACGCCAGUAGCUUUGCGAGGUUUGACGUCCAGCCGACGUACUGCUCCGAGGUCCAGAGAGGAAAGGAGGGAGGUCUGCAGAGCUUCAAAACGCAAGUGUCCGCGCAAACCUGCAGCUACACACCAACCGGACAAGUCACUCUUCAGAUCAGCAAGAAGAAGCCGGUCGAAAAGCAGUAAUCGAGAGGCAUCGAAUCUUCGAAGCUUGUUUCCGGCGUGCAAAAUCAGGACAUGGAGUAGCCCGAGUCUUAAAUGGGAACACUUCUGUAAAAUCUUGCAAUCUAAUUCAAUCGCAAAGCUUCUGGAUCAUUCCAUGUUGAGGCGACACUUUUUGCAUAGGAUUCACUCGAUGCCUUUCUAAGACUUUCUAGUUCCUGUGAGCGUGAAAUCAAAUGUGCAGCUGCACUUGGGAACUACAAGUUUAACAUGAAUGUGCAAAUAUGGACAGUACGGCUGUCUUUUUGUCUAAAGGACAUACUAAGAAAUACACAAGAAAUCCAAAUUCUCCAACAAUAAGAUUGUGGUUUACCUGACUGUAAUUUAUGUGCUGUAUCUACAUUUAUACACUGGCCAAAACAAAACAAAAAGUCACUGUUUGGAUUUAAAUAGGCAAAUGCUUAAGAGUCUAUGCAUUGUAUUAUUUUUAUGUUUGGGAACAGUUCUUUUAAACCUAGUUGAUGGAGAGUUUAGCAUUUCCUUUCUUAAACAACCCUGUAGGAAAACAGCCUGAUGAAUCUUGACAUUGUCAUCCUGGAAUAUGGCCAUGAUGUGUCUUCCUAUAUGGUUGUUUUAAAAAAAUUAAAAAGCUACACACUCCAUCGGUUAGGGUUAAAAGAACUGUUGCCAAACUUAUAACAUGAUAGAUCCAUAAUCACUCAAUAAUGAUCCAAUCAUAGACCCUUAACCCUAAAACCGUAUUCUGGACAAUUGUGGGCAAAAUAGUUGAUUUAUU
Molecule: messenger RNA, 21409 nt
Organism: Pimephales promelas (fathead minnow)
Lineage: Eukaryota; Metazoa; Chordata; Actinopteri; Cypriniformes; Leuciscidae
Source: RefSeq, a predicted model, not a curated record